Eremomyces bilateralis CBS 781.70 is the source of this 847-nucleotide messenger RNA. RefSeq names its product putative ADP-ribosylation factor. The transcript is spliced from 4 exons. Gene Ontology annotation, cellular component: cytoplasm; Golgi apparatus. Gene Ontology annotation, molecular function: GTPase activity; GTP binding. NCBI's taxonomy places the organism in Eukaryota, Fungi, Ascomycota, Dothideomycetes, Eremomycetales, Eremomycetaceae. The record is from RefSeq and is a predicted model, not a curated record. Gene Ontology annotation, biological process: vesicle-mediated transport; intracellular protein transport. Bases 256 to 816 code for a protein of 186 amino acids.
CGUAACUCUAGAAGUAAUAAUACGUCCUCAUCCUCAACCAAUAUUUCCAGUUCAAAACAAACUGCAGCCUAUUCAAUAAUCAAUAUAUACCUCCCAUAUCUUUGCCCUAAGAUUGCUUACAACUUGAAUCGUUGGCUUCGCUCGGUCCAUUACCAAUCCGACAGCACACAUUAACUCUGUCGUCACCAUUUAACACAUCUCACUCUCGACGACUCGAUACCACAUCUUCUUCGGACCGAACCCAGACGAGACACAAUGGGGGGCAGCUGGUCAAGGAUAAUGUCCGUUAUAUGGGCUAAGAAGGAGAUCCGCAUCUUAAUACUCGGACUGGACAACGCCGGGAAAACGACUCUGCUUUACCGAUUAAAGAUUGGGGAAGUGGUCUCUACAAUUCCUACUAUCGGCUUCAACGUGGAGAGUGUGACCUAUGGAAAGCUCAACUUCAACGUCUGGGACCUCGGAGGCCAAACGUCGAUACGGCCGUAUUGGCGCUGUUAUUACGCGAACACUGCUGCCGUCAUCUUCGUCAUCGAUAGCACCGAUCUCGAUCGCCUUUCUACCGCACAAGAAGAGCUGGCAGCCAUGUUGGCCGAAGAGGAACUGCGAGAUGCGGCAUUAUUGGUGUUCGCAAACAAACAGGACCAACCGGGUGCGAAAGGUGCAGGGGAGAUAUCAGAGGCGUUAAGGCUCGGUGACUUGAAGGAUCGAAAUUGGAGUAUCGUUGCAUGCAGUGCCAUCGAUGGAAGAGGGGUGGAUGAAGGGAUGGAUUGGCUGGCGCGGACUCAUGAUGCUCAAGCAGCCGUCGAACUUGUAUAACAAUGGUGUGGGAUUUUGGCGCAGCACAAGU